Molecule: messenger RNA, 1610 nt
Organism: Episyrphus balteatus (marmalade hoverfly)
Lineage: Eukaryota; Metazoa; Arthropoda; Insecta; Diptera; Syrphidae
Gene: rept
Product: ruvB-like helicase 2
Exons: 2
Coding region: 103-1524 (473 amino acids)
Biological process (GO): box C/D snoRNP assembly; regulation of transcription by RNA polymerase II; chromatin remodeling
Cellular component (GO): Ino80 complex; R2TP complex; NuA4 histone acetyltransferase complex
Molecular function (GO): ATP binding; DNA helicase activity; ATP hydrolysis activity
Source: RefSeq, a predicted model, not a curated record
UUUCUGCCGGCCCAACGUUUAUUUCCCAUAUUUUCCGAUCAAAAAAAAACCUACAAUUCCAUCAAUUACAAAACAAUUUCAAUUAUAAAAAUAAAAUCCAUAAUGACCGAAGAAAAAAUCGAAGUUCGCGAUGUAACUCGCAUCGAACGAAUUGGCGCCCACUCUCACAUCCGUGGACUCGGUCUGGAUGACGUCCUCGAAGCCCGUGCCGUCUCACAAGGUAUGGUUGGUCAAAAAGACGCCCGCCGAGCGGCCGGCGUUGUCGUUCAAAUGGUUCGUGAAGGUAAAAUUGCCGGCCGUUGUAUUUUACUUGCCGGAGAACCAAGUACCGGCAAAACUGCCAUUGCCGUUGGAAUGGCACAAGCUUUGGGUACAGAAACUCCAUUUACUAGCAUGUCAGGCUCUGAGAUAUAUUCUUUAGAAAUGAGUAAAACAGAAGCAUUGUCACAAGCUUUAAGAAAAAGUAUUGGCGUACGAAUUAAAGAAGAAACUGAAAUAAUUGAAGGGGAAGUUGUUGAGAUACAAAUUGAUCGUCCCGCUACGGGAACUGGUCAAAAGAUAGGCAAGGUCACUCUGAAAACAACAGAGAUGGAAACUAAUUAUGAUUUGGGUAAUAAAAUCAUUGAAUGUUUUAUGAAAGAGAAAAUACAAGCUGGCGAUGUUAUAACCAUUGACAAAGCUUCUGGAAAGGUUUCCAAACUGGGAAGAAGCUUUACUCGGGCUCGGGACUAUGACGCCACUGGCGCACAAACUCGAUUUGUUCAGUGUCCCGAGGGCGAGCUUCAGAAGCGUAAAGAAGUUGUCCAUACGGUGACUUUGCAUGAAAUUGAUGUCAUUAAUUCGAGGACACAUGGAUUUCUUGCUCUUUUCUCAGGAGACACUGGAGAGAUUAAGCAAGAAAUUCGUGACCAGAUUAAUAAUAAAGUCAUGGAAUGGCGUGAAGAGGGUAAAGCUGAGAUUAAUCCGGGGGUUCUUUUUAUCGACGAAGUCCACAUGUUGGAUAUUGAAUGCUUUUCUUAUUUGAAUCGAGCUUUGGAGAGUGAUAUGGCUCCGGUGGUUAUAAUGGCCACUAAUCGGGGAAUCACCCGCAUCCGGGGAACCAAUUACCGAAGUCCCCAUGGAAUUCCAAUCGACUUACUCGAUAGAAUGAUAAUUAUCCGCACUGUUCAAUAUUCCGAAAAAGAAAUCAAAGAGAUUUUACGAAUUCGAUGUGAGGAAGAAGAUUGUUUAAUGCACCCGGAUGCAUUGACAAUACUCACUCGAAUUGCAAUUGAUACAAGUUUGAGAUAUGCUAUACAACUUAUUACAACGGCUAAUUUGGUUUGUAGACGUCGCAAGGCAACAGAAGUUACUACAAUGGAUGUUAAGAAAGUUUAUUCAUUGUUUUUGGAUGAACAUCGAUCGAGUCAGAUAUUAAAGGAAUAUCAGGAUGAGUAUAUGUUUAAUGAGAUUGCUGAGGAGCCGAAAACGGAGCCGGUUGCGACUACUGGCAAUGCUCAGCCGAUGGAUUGUGGGGAUUAUUAGAGACCCUUUUUUCGAGAGGGAUUCCUUAGUUUGUAGUUUCUGUUUCUUAAACAAUAAAUAAAAUAAGAUUCUUUUUUUUUCUGAAA